AUGAUUCGAACACCUAUUAAGACACGAAGUCUUGCUCGCGCAGAGCGCGAUGCAAAAACAGAUGUCAUUAGACUAUCUAAGUCUUCGCCCCCGCACUCCAUGACCAUCCGACCUGCGGACACGACGUUCGUCGCCGGUAGCAGCCAUAUGGAAACACCGCAGCACAUCGAUGUGCCGCACCCGCUACCAGCGCACAGCAUGUUGUCAAAGUCUUCGUCUGCCCUAAGGAAAAGGUUGGAAUAUGAGCGCGCUAUUGAAAAGGCCAAGAUUGCUAACGAGUUGAUAGACCUGAAGUAUGAGGCUGAUCUAGCCGACCUAAAGUCCGAGAAAUACAGUUCACACCAGAGUGGUAUAACGUCACGUCACAGCUCCCACAUUAGUAACGCUAGCAAGAGCACACGUCAAAAUAUCGAAGACUGGAUAGAGCGAAGCUCGCAAGAACUUGAUCCGUUGCAGCGCGCCCCCGAGGAUGUUGAUAACCCGCGCGACUGCGACCAGCCGGCAGCUUCCGACGCCGACUCGAACGGUACGAUCAAAUUGAUUGCAACUGCAGUUAAAAAUUUGACACUCGCUUCCACUAAAGAUAAGUCACACGACAACAUUUUGAGCCGCAUGUGUAUGCCGCGAGAUUUACCCAAGUUUUCCGGCGAUCCGCUCGAAUGGUUACAAUUUAAACAAGCGUUUGAGGAGUCUACUGAAGUAUGUAAAUUUACCCCGAAGGAAAACUUAUGGCGAUUACGUAAGUGUUUACAUGGACAAGCUAAAGAAACCGUGUCAGCCCUGCUUAUGUCCGCCGCCUCGCCUGAUCGCAUCAUGGCGACACUUGAACUUCGUCACGGCGACCCCGAAUGUAUAAUAAGCAGACUUAUUCACGACAUUAAGAAGCUUCAGCCCAUGUCCCAAGAGUACCAGAAAGACAUUGUCAAUUUUUCUGUCAAAGUUCAAAACUUUGUCGAGUCUGUGAAGGCAGUGGGGCGCGAGGAGUAUGUACAAGGUCUCAGUAUUGUACCACUGCUAAUUUCAAAGAUACCACCAGUCCUUGUCUCUAAGUGGUCUGACUACAGCUUCCCAUUGAUUAAGGAGGAAGGAAAGUCACGAUUGUCCAUAAUGUCCGAUUUUCUGAACACCGAAGCUGUCAAGAUCGCUACGACUGCUAACGUCAAUCUACAAAAUUAUCGCCCUGAGCAAAAUAAACAAAAGCAACACGAUACUAUUACGAAAGUUGCACCAAAAGCGCAAGCAAUACUGUUGCAAACUGACCAACGUGACAACACAGAGAAGAACGAUAAGUGCUCAUUUUGCCGCACUCAAUAUCAUAAGUUGCCUGAUUGCAAGAAGUUUAAACGCGCCUUACGUAAAGACAGAUGGCGCCACGUUAAGAAGUAUGGACUUUGCUACAAAUGCAUAUCGCAACGUCACGACCGCGAGACUUGUUCUGCCCCUUUGUGCGACAAAGAUGAUUGUGGAGGUGCACACCAUAGUCUACUACAUUACGAAUAUAUCGGCAAAGACGGCGAUACUUUAACUUCUCGCCCCGUCGAUGUAAAUGUCAGCGCCUUGCCGCAGCCCGAGUCAAACAUAGUCACAGAGCCUACAACAUCGAGUUCUACGUCAUCGCCUGUAACUGAAGCUGCGACAUGCUCUAUAGAUACUGAAAAGCAUGUACUAUUGAAAGUAGUUCCUGUCAACAUUCACGGGCCGAACGGCGUGUUUAGUACGACUGCAUUUUUGGACGACGGGUCUACAGUUUCAUUACUCAGCGUGGAGCUGGCGGCGCGCGCCGGCCUCUCCGGCCACAACGAGACCAUGCGCGUGUGCGGCGCCUGGAAGAACGACGAACUCGUACGCGAAGCAACUGUUGUCAAUUUACAAUUAUGUUUAGGGCAGGAUGAUGAGCCGUCAGCAACACGUACCCCCUUAGGUUGGUGUAUACACGGGCCGGUACACGUGCCACGCGCGCCGCGGGCUGCACGCCCCGCGCACUCGGCGCACGCUACGCUCCACUUGUGCGUGGUGUCUGAGGAAGACGCCGUCGCGCACGCCCUGCGUGAGCUACACGACGAGGUACGCCGCUCGUUUGCCAUCGACUCUUUGGGUGUUGCAGGUAAGCCUAGAGAGAAUGUUGACGAUGUGAAAGCGCAGGAAAUGUUAGACAAGUCUGCAGUGCUCAUCAAUGGCAGGUGGUCAGUGGGUCUACCAUGGAAGGAUCCGCACGUCAGCUUGCCCGAUAGUUACCCUAGCGCCUUUAAGCGGUUACAGGGUGUAGAAAAAAAGAUGCGAGCUGACAAAGCUUAUGGACUCAGGUACGAGGAACGUGUCAACCAUUUGUUUGAAAACGAUUUCGCUCGCGAAAUGGCCGACACGUCACUCACGACCAAUACGUGGUAUUUACCACAUUUUGGAGUCGACAAUCCUAACAAGAAGAAGCUGCGUUUGGUUUAUGACGCAGCAGCUAAAAGUCAAGGAAAGUCCCUCAAUGAUUUUCUUCUAACGGGACCGGACUUACUCGCUUCCUUGUUCGGCAUUAUGGUUCGUUUUCGAGAGGAUAGGGUAGCAGUAACCGGUGACAUAAAAGACAUGUUUUUGAGAAUAAAAAUCAAUCCUGUAGAUCAAAACGCCCUCAGAUUCCUGUGGAGAGGUAGGAACCCCACAGGUCCAGUGAAGACAUACGCGAUGACGUCGCUGAUUUUCGGCGCGAACUGCUCUCCAUUCAUUGCGCAGUACAUAAAGAACAAGAACGCUAGCAGGUUCGAGUCUACGCUUCCAGCUGCCGUCGCUGCUAUACACAACCAGCACUACAUGGAUGACUAUAUCGAUAGUCUGCCGGACGAAGCUUCCGCCAUCGAGAUGGUAAAGAAUAUUCGAGAUAUUCACAGCGCCGGAGGUUUCGAAAUCCGCAACUGGACGUGUAAUAGCGCAGCCGUGCUCGACACUAUACCUAAGGAUGUUUUAGGUGAUACAGCUGUGAAGUUAGGACAGGACGAACAUGACGAUGGUGAGCGGACUCUUGGUCUGAUAUGGUACCCUGCUAAGGAUGAACUAGGGUUCGAUGUGUCAUUCAAGCGCAUUCCUGAUAGCGUCAUCAAAGGCGAACAAAGACCUACCAAGAGGGUUAUGCUACGUGUCAUUAUGUCAAUCUUUGACAUUUUCGGGUUUUUGUCACCUUUCACUACACAGGGUAAAGUUAUGCUGCAGGACACCUGGCGUCUCCAUAUCGACUGGGACGAUGUUAUUCCAGACGAAUUAUAUAAAAAAUGGUGCAGUUGGUUGGAAUUACUGAAACUUAUUGGAGAAAUUCGUCUGCCAAGAUGGUACCAGUCGUGCGCUGUCAAGUGCAAGAUGGGAGAAGAAUUGACAGCAACUCUACCAGGCUCUUCUGUUCAUGCCGCGACUCAGCAAAGCUACAACGACUUAGAGCUACAUCUAUUUAGUGAUGCCUCACUUAAGGCUAUGUCAGCUGUCGCAUACUGGCGUUGGAAGAGUAACAACCAAAUAUUUGUCUCGUUUGUUGCCAGCAAAAGCCGCGUUUCGUCGGUGAAACCUCAAACUGUGCCACGAUUGGAACUCCAAGCUGCGUUGUUAGCAGCUCGACUCGCUGACUCGCUAGCGAAAGCACAUCGUUUGAACAUCACUCGGCGGCACUUCUGGUGUGAUUCAAGUACCGUGCUACACUGGAUAGGCAACAACACUCGUCGAUACAAAACAUUUGAAGCUAACAGACUUGGCGAGAUCGACGAACUGUCAAAACCCUCUGAGUGGAGAUAUGUACCCACAGGACUGAACGUGGCGUCUUUUCUCAACGAGUGGUUCAAGGGACCUGAGUUUUUGUACAGCGAUGAGACUUUUUGGCCAGCGAAUGUCCUGGAACCUGAAAAUGAAGUCACUGCUCAAGCUUGUAUGACCGUAGUACAAAACUCACGUACAUGUUUCCCGGUUCCUGACCCUGAGCGCUUCCCCUCGUUUCUGCGAUUUCUGAGAACUACUGCUUGUGUUCUAAAGUUUAUUCACAAAUGCAGAGGAAUUGCCCUUGAUGACUACGCCCUGAUGCAGAAGGCAAAACAACUAAUCUUGCGGCAGGCUCAAGAGGAUUCCUUCGCUAGUGAAAUACAAGCAGUCAAGGCGGAAAAAGAGUUGUCACGCGAUAGUCGACUGAGAAAUCUAUCUCCCUACUUGGACGAGAACAAUGUCUUACGCGUGAGCGGCCGCAUAGAUGCUGUUUGCGACGUAUCCCAGGAAGCUAAAAGACCCAUUAUUCUUGACGGGCGGCAUCCUACUACUCGGCUCUUGGUCAAGCACUACCAUGUGAAGGCUGCACACGGACACCAAGAAGCGGUAGUGAAUGAUCUAAAACAAGAAUACUGGAUAAUCCAGCUUCGACCUACCGUGAAAAAUGUUGCGUCUCGUUGCAUGCUCUGCAGGUUAAGAAAGGCUACCCCUCAGGUGCCUCGGAUGGGUGACUUACCUCAAGCGCGCAUGGCGCAUCAUCAACGUGCUUUCACCUUUUGCGGGAUCGACCUGUUUGGGCCUAUGGAAGUCACCGUAGGCAGACGUCGAGAAAAACGCUACGGCGUUUUAUUUACCUGUCUAACUGUUCGUGCGGUCCACAUAGAAGUUGUCCACACACUUACUACGGACUCACUGAUUAUGGCACUUCAACGUAUGGCGUCUCGACGUGGAUGGCCGUCGCACAUUUAUUCCGAUAACGGCACGAACCUACGCGGAGCAGACGUCGAACUGCGAAGAUCCAUCCAAGAGCUCGACAAAGAGUAUCUAAGGGCCGCUGCUCUUAACAAUCAAGUUCGUUGGACCUUUAUCCCCCCCGCCAGUCCCCAUUGGGGUGGGGCGUGGGAACGCUUGAUUCGUACCGUAAAGCGAUCUCUUCGUGUCAUUUUAAAAGAACGAGCGCCUCGAGACGAGACUCUGAACACCCUGCUAGCGGAAGUGGAAGGGAUAGUCAACGGUCGACCAUUGACACACGUGUCGGUAGAACCGGGAUCAUCUGAAUCGCUAACGCCCAACCAUUUCCUUAUUGGUUCUUCAUCCAGAUUGCCAGUUCAUGGCGUAUUUGACGAUUCGGACUUAGCUUUAAGAAAGCAAUGGCGAAUAGCGCAGCGAUUGGCCGACAUGUACUGGAAACGCUGGAUGAAGGAGUUCCUCCCACUUUUAAUACCGAGAAAGAAGUGGCAACAGGAGCAGAAGUCACUGAGUGUCGGUGACCUUGUGCUCGUCGUUGACCCUGAUUCCCCUCGAAACGUUUGGCCACGGGGCCUCAUAAAGAGUGUCCUGCCUGGAAAAGAUGGUCGCAUCAGAGUAGUCGAUGUCAGCACCGCUACUGGUGUACUGCGCCGGUCGGUGGCGCGCGUGGCUCCUGUACCAUUAGUUGAUUAG
This is a messenger RNA of Leguminivora glycinivorella, 5388 nucleotides long. RefSeq lists its product as uncharacterized. Gene Ontology annotation, biological process: DNA integration. Gene Ontology annotation, molecular function: nucleic acid binding. The record is from RefSeq and is a predicted model, not a curated record. Bases 1 to 5388 code for a protein of 1795 amino acids. The transcript has 2 exons. Lineage: Eukaryota; Metazoa; Arthropoda; Insecta; Lepidoptera; Tortricidae.